Molecule: messenger RNA, 1446 nt
Organism: Xenia sp. Carnegie-2017
Lineage: Eukaryota; Metazoa; Cnidaria; Anthozoa; Malacalcyonacea; Xeniidae
Product: ubiquitin-associated domain-containing protein 1-like
Exons: 10
Coding region: 109-1209 (366 amino acids)
Molecular function (GO): protein binding
Source: RefSeq, a predicted model, not a curated record
CCGGAACGUUCGCUCGCUGUGUUUGCAGAAUUAAAUAAAAACAAACGUCGUUGUCGAAAGAAAGCAAAACAUAAGAUAUUUCUUUGUUUUUCUUUAAAAACAUCGAUCAUGAGAGACGUAGAACUAAAGAAGGCAUUACAAGGGGGAAAUAGUUUAAACGUCAAAGUCACAAAUGCGUCAGGAAAGGAACUGGAGUUUUGUAUUUGUGCUAAUCAAUCUGUACAAAAUCUGAAGGAAAGAGUAUCUGGCGAAAACCCAAAAGAUGUCGUGCAUUAUAAACUUGUUUCAAUGAGCGAAAACCGUAUUUUAGACGAGAAAAAAACAUUGGCUGAAGAAGGAAUAAAAGAUAAUGAUGAAUUACUUCUUGUGAGAAGAAGGAAGCCAAAAAAUUCCAGCAAAGAUGAAGUUGUCACUUCAAAAGGACCUGAUUCAUCGAAAAUUGUUAAACUAACAUCUGAAGUUGGAGAAGUUCAGGGUAACAAAGGUGUAGACUUUGGAGCGGCUGCGCCACAUUUUGAUUUUAAUCGUGAGUUACAAAGAAUACUCAACACACUUAUUGAUGCUGCUCAUCUUGUUCAAUUUGUUAAUGAAGAUGAAGAGAAUCCAGAGUCCUGCCUAGGUGAUUUUAAUGAUGAGGUUGAUGAAGAUCAAUUACAGCAAUUGAUGGACAUGGGAUUUAACAAAGUUAGAGCUACAAAAGCACUUCAGUUAAACAAAAGAACAGGUGUUGAAGGCGCUAUGGAAUGGCUUUUACAACACAAAACAGAUCCAGAUAUUGAUGAACCUUUAAAACCAGAUGAAGGUAAAGGUGAUGCGAAACCUCAAAGCAGUAAAACUCGCAACAGAAGGGAGUUUGUACCAAAUAAAAAGGCCUUUGAAUUAUUAAAAGAUAUGGGUUUCCCUGAAGAGGAUGUUGUCAAAGCCCUUAAAGUGACUGGAAAUAAUCAAAGAGCUGCCUGUGAUUGGUUACUGGGGGAAAGACAUGAUGUUGUUGAUGACAGCGAAACUGGAUUAGAUCCAGAAAGUCCAUUGUAUUCAGCUAUCAUGGAGAAUCCUGUUGUACAGCUGAGUUUAACAAAUCCCAGAAUACUUGCAGCUUUUCAGGAAAUGCUGGAGAAUCCUUUAUCAAAUGGACAUUAUAUCACUGAUCCAGAAACAGGACCUGUACUUCUCCAAAUAUCUCGAAUUGUGCAGGGUUUUGCACGAUAGUGUUUUAGAAAUUAAUAUAAUUGUGAAUACUCUAAGAAUUUCGUCAUUGUAGAUGUCUAAGAAGAAUUUGAUAUGAACUAAUGUAUUUACUGUUAAUGUAAAGGAUUUAGACUUAACCUAAAUAUGGUUUUAGCCAUUAAAAUUAUAUAAUAGAAGACUUUCAUUGAAGGACAUUCUCCUGCCUUCAACUGUAACAUGUAAAUAGAGUUUAUGCUAUAAACGUGUUUGUUUGUGUAA